AUGAAUCUCUCUGAAGCCGACUGGGUCAUAUGCAUAGCUUUGGUAAAAUACAAACUCAGAACAAUUAGUAAGCAAAAUAGAGUGUACAUUCCCCUUCUAACUGAUAUAUCUUCGUUUAAUGAAGAUGAGCUUCAGUACUGUGAUCUUAGGCGCCAUCUACCAAGCGAAUUAUCGAAAAAUGACAAGCAAGAGGAGUUGAUUAAUAUAUUCAACCUUAUGUGGGCAAGAAGGAAAAACUGGGAGAACAGUCUUUAUUGCUGUGACAUACUUUUGAACAACCGAACUCUACUUAUUCACCUAUUGGAAGAUUGUACACACCAGCGAUUAUUACUCCAUUACUACGGUAAUUACCGGUUUUUAUUGUUUUAUUUGAAUCAACAGCCAUGCACUAGGCCAACUAUCACUACGGAAGCAGCUACCAUAUCGUUUAGAUGUUAUGAACUGAUUAUUAUAAGUUAUUUUGGACUUGCUACCAAUUAUCACGUUACAAAUAAAGGUAUUCCGAAUCCGAUCAAAAGGCAUUUGAUUGAUGGACUCAUUUUCAAGUUCAUUAAGCAAGAACUAACUGCAUUAAUUACCAAUUGUCCAGGCUAUUUGAACAAGAGUCUAAUUAUUAGAGUACAGAACAAUAUGCUUUUUUUAAAUGUUUGUGUCACUUCACUACAGAAAUCAUUCAUCCAAACUGUAUCCACAAUCAUCAACACAAUGAUAACCACUAGAACAACAGUUUUUAUAACUAAUACAAAUGUGGAGGCUCUAAUGAUAAACCUGGUUACUUUGCUAGAAAGCUUUGUCAGUCUUUUGAAAUGUCAUAAUACCAAAAGCAAAACUGCAUAUGCCAGAAUUAGCUCUGAAACUCGAGAAUGUAAGGAUAAGAGGAUCUAUGCUGCUCUAUAUAAGAAGAACUUCGGAAAAUACAACCAUUCUUACAAACUGUUCCUAAAGUGCGUGGAUAAGACAGUCAUGUUUUUAUUGUGUUUAUAUAAAAAGUUGAGAUUUAAUAAGAAAACUGAUCAGGAACGCAUGUCACAGUCAACUGUAGCGAUAAUGCAACAAAAACGAAAACAAAUUCUAGCUGGUCUAUUAGCUGCACGGAAACGAGAACUACUUAUAAAGUACAGAAAGAUCAGGUGGCUCUAG
Messenger RNA from Nakaseomyces glabratus, 1140 nucleotides. It is a transcript of the gene MEI4, whose product is annotated as Mei4p. The record is from RefSeq and is a predicted model, not a curated record. NCBI's taxonomy places the organism in Eukaryota, Fungi, Ascomycota, Saccharomycetes, Saccharomycetales, Saccharomycetaceae.